This is a messenger RNA of Blepharisma stoltei, 1746 nucleotides long. The record is from the annotation of a GenBank genome assembly. NCBI's taxonomy places the organism in Eukaryota, Ciliophora, Heterotrichea, Heterotrichida, Blepharismidae.
AUGCUUGCCAAAGCCAUAAGAAGACUUCAACCUCUCCAACGUUGGGUCAGAACUGGAGAAGCCACUGCUUAUGAAGAAACAGAACGUGACUUCCUCCCUCCUGACGUCUUCUACAAGCAGCUUAGCGAGCGAGGCUUUGACUUCUUUACUGGCGUCCCUGAUUCACUGCUCAAAGAUUUCUGUGGCUUUGUCUCUGACAACCAUGCACCAGAGAAGCAUGUUAUCACUGCCAACGAAGGCACAGCAAUCGCCGUUGCAGCAGGCUACCACAUGGCAACCCGUCGUUUCCCAUUAGUCUACUUACAAAACUCAGGCAUCGGAAACACAAUUAACCCUUUACUCAGUCUGGUCGACCCUAGGGUCUAUAAAAUCCCAAUGCUCCUGCUUAUUGGCUGGAGAGGAGAGCCAGGGAAAAAAGACGAGCCUCAGCAUUUAGUCCAAGGAAAAGUGAUGAGCAGCUUGUUAACUGACGUCGGAAUUACCUAUGAAGUAUUGCCAGACUUCGAAGAAGGUGCUGCAGCUGCACUUGACUUAGCCCUUUAUCAUCUUAGAACGAGAGGAGCGCCUUAUGCAUUUUUGGUCAGACGUCAAUGCUUUUUGAAAUAUGAUAUAAAAUUUAUGAUGAGAAAGCCAUUUUGGAUAAAACAAAAUUUGGUUAGCUUGAUAGUAAAAAAAUGCUUAUCAGUGACUAUUAAUUAUGAAUUAGUAUAUAAAAAAUAGCGUAAACAGCCCAUAUCCUAUGAACAGAGAAAUGGCUAUUGACUAUUUGACUGAUAAGCUUGGCAAGUUUGAUGCUGUAGUGGCUACUACAGGGUUCCCAUCAAGAGAACUAUAUGAACUGAGGAUUAAAAAAGGCCAAAGCACACAGCAGGAUUUCUAUUGCGUAGGGUCUAUGGGACAUGCAUCAAGCAUUGCGAUGGGAAUUGUUAGCUUCAUUAUUUUCCUCACUCCCUCUGUGAGAAAAAAAAAAAAUUUUGUUCGCUAAAGUAAGGGGUUAGUUUUUUAAAAAAUUUAUAUAUAAAUUUUAUAGUAAAGGAAAUAUUAAAUUUAAUAUUUAAAAUUUAUGUUUUAUGUUUUAUUGGGCAAGCUGUUUAAAAUUAAACUGAAUUAGCAUGAGAUUUCAUUAUACUAAUUAUGACUUAUAUAUCAAAAUUUUUUUUAUUAUUAUAUUAUAAAUUUUUGCUCGCAUGGGCUUUUGGGCGAAAAUAGAGAUUUUCAAUGGUUUUUUUCUCUCACUGAGGGGGGAGUCAGGGAUAUUUCCUUUGCAGAUAUUUCCUCAGCAUUAUUUGAACUAAAAUCAGGCUAAAGUGUACGCUAAAGAAUAUUUUCCCCAAAAGUCGAGCUUACAGAAUUGCAUUGGCCAAGCCUUCGAAAAAUGUGUUUUGCUUUGAUGGGGAUGGAGCUUUUCUUAUGCAUAUGGGAGCUGCAGCACAGGUAGGGAGCAGAAAUAUUCAUAAUUUCAAACACAUUUUAUUGAACAAUGGAUCACACGACUCUGUAGGAGGACAGCCGACCGUAGGUUUCAAUGUGAAUUUCUUGGAAAUUGCAAAGGCAUGCGGAUAUAAGCAUUCAGUAAGUGUAAGCACCAAAGAGGAGCUAGACCAAGCAUACCCAAUUUUUGCGAAUAGUGAAGGACCUUCUUUUAUGGAGAUUAAAUUGACAAGAAAAACAAGAAAAGAUUUAGGAAGACCAAAAGGAGAGCCUAGAGACAACAAAGAGCUGUUUAUGAAUUUCUUGGAUCAAUAA